GGCGGGCACCCACCCAUCCCCAUCCCUCGGAUCGCCGCCGCCGCCUCCUCCUCCCCCGCCGCCGCAACCCCCCUCUCCCUAACCCCUCCCCAAACCCUAGCUGCCAUGGAACCUCCCACCUUCUCUCCUGAUCCGACGCCCCCGGACCACCCCUCCCCCUCCCCCGCCAAGCGCUCUGCCUGGAAGCACCCCGCCCCCAACGGCCCCGCCGUCAUGGACGCCAACCACUGGCCCGCGCUCUCCGAGGCCGCCAAGAACACCAACAAGCUCGCGCCCUCCCCCGACUCCACCAGGCCUCCCGAAUCCUCGUCUCCCUCGCCUGCGCCCGUCGCCGCCUCAUCGGCCACGCCCAACUCAUCCAAUUCGCACAAGCACGCCUCGGGGACCCAUCACGGUCGCCACAAGCCGGCCAGGCGCGGUGCCGCCGCCGGGGAGCACUCUCCGCGAGAUCAUCCUGAUCGGUCCACAGGUGGGUGGGACCACGCCACUGGUGCUGCGGGGGGAAGGGGUGCUCAUAGGAACCACAAUAAUGGCGGCGCUAGGAGGGGCAAUGGUACCACCGCUGCUGCUGCUGGCAGCGGCGGCGGUUUUGCAAACAGGCGAAGAGGGGGAUACGAGCCCUUCUACCGUGGCCCUCCUCCAAUGGGCAUGGGCCCAUACAUGCGAGGGGCACCACCCCCUCCUCCGCCGAUGACGGUUCCUCCACCCUUCAUGGGCCCUCCGCCACCCCCAGCCUCACCCAUGCGACCAUUUGCCGGACCAAUGGUCUUCCAUGAUAUGCAAUCCCCAGUGUCUCCUGUAUCCCCGAUAUACUUCUAUGGGCCUCCCCCGCCACCAGAGGCUCUCAGGGGACUGGCUCUUGCACCUCCUAUGGUUGGUCCACCUGCUUACCCUUACUUUCAAGCCCCAUCCGAGCCACAGCCUGAGCCCGAGCCCGAGCCCCAGCCUGACGCGGAAGAGGAACGUACCAAGCUGCUCAACCAGAUAGAGUUCUACUUCAGCAAGGAGAAUUUAUGCUCAGAUGUAUACUUGAGGCAACAGAUGGAUGGGCAUGGCUGGGUUGAUAUAUCUCUUAUAGCUGGCUUUAAAAAGGUCCAAGAGCUGACAAAAGACCUGCAGUAUGUAAAAGAGAUAGUGCAGUCCUCAUCUAUACUUGAAAUGCAGGGUGCCAAAAUUAGGAAGCAAAAUGAUUGGGAAAAAUGGGUGAUCCCUCGUGAGAGCAAUCCUGAUAUACCUUCAAGCUCAGCAUCUGUAGCAAGGCCUAAUGUCAAUAAUCUGACAGCACAUCUUGGAGGCAUGGGUCUGCAUGAAUCUGCUAGCUCAAGUAGCACAGUGGAGCAAAACCAUCAUGAUGUCAUCCAGAACGGAUCACCUUCUGGUAAUGAUGAGGCUCCAGUAACUGAAGACAACUCUGGCCACCACCAGCAGUUGUUAGAAUAAGGCACGGUGGCUCCGAUUCACACCAUGACUGCAGGGAUUUUGUCCAUGCGCGAGUGAUGGCUUACAAGUGAUUUUUUUGCAAUUUUUGGAGGGGUGGUAUGCUUGUGGGCGGCGCACUAGACUAGCAAGUUAAUGCUUUUCUGGCGAUGAGGUAAGAUUUUGCUUUACUUAUUAUUGAGGUGUAGCGUGGAAGAUUUUGGAGCGGCUGGUGAAAAGUUUGAAACAGAAGAUAGGGAAACGAAGGUGGUAUGUGGAGGCAUCAAAGAUGAGGAGGAAAACCAUGAAAGAAAACAAAAACAUGAGAACCGACAGAAUGCUAAGUUGAUCCCCGGGUGGCCCUCUGAUUGCUUGCAUGCUUGUUUUGAUAACCUUGUUUUGUUUAGUGGGGUGGGGGGCUCUUGAAUGCUACUAUGUUGGCCUGAUGGUGAACAAGUUGGUUUUCCUCGGCAGUAGGAUGGAUGAUGUAAAAAAAACCUCCGAUUUUUUAUGGAGGAUCUAAACUUUCUCACUCCGAGAGUCAGGGAGUUUGGCUUGGAUC
Molecule: messenger RNA, 1978 nt
Organism: Panicum hallii
Lineage: Eukaryota; Viridiplantae; Streptophyta; Magnoliopsida; Poales; Poaceae
Product: la-related protein 1B-like
Exons: 6
Coding region: 106-1440 (444 amino acids)
Molecular function (GO): RNA binding
Source: RefSeq, a predicted model, not a curated record